This is a messenger RNA of Odocoileus virginianus texanus, 5376 nucleotides long. The record is from RefSeq and is a predicted model, not a curated record. Lineage: Eukaryota; Metazoa; Chordata; Mammalia; Artiodactyla; Cervidae.
AUGCAAAUGGACGGCCCAGCACCUUCCCUCUCUCACGGGAAGAACGAAGAAGCAGGUUUCAUCUCCACCAUCCUGCAAUACCACUGUGAUGCCAGCCUGGAGGUAGGGCAGACUCAGCAGGCUAAGGGUAGAGUCCGCAAUGAGAUCACCCUCAUUUCAGAUGCCAGCUGCAAGUUUGGGGGUCCUCAAGCUACCAGCACUUCUGACCAACUGGCCACUAACUCAGGGGAGCCCAUUACUCCUUUAUGCUUGAGAAUUCAUGAGAAUGACUCACAGAACUCAGGAAGUCUCUAUAGUUAUGAUUGCAAUUUUGUAAUAUACGGUACAAAUGAGGAUGGGUCAGGUGAAAAGACAUGCGAGCUACAUCAUCCCUCUCAAGGCUUCCGUUUUGGAACUGUCCGGGAGAGCAGUGCUGAAGACUAUGUGAGGCAAAGCUUCCCAGAGAUGCAUGAGUAUAUGAGAAGGUACAAUGUACCAGCCACCCUGGAUGGAGUGGCAUAUCUAAAGAAUGAUCCAGAGAAACUAGAUGCCUUCAUCAUGGACAAAGCCCUUCUGGACUACGAAGUGUCAGUAGAUGCUGACUGCAAACUUCUAACUGUGGGGAAGCCAUUUGCCAUAGAAGGGUACGGCAUUGGUCUCCCUCCCAACUCUCCUUUUACCUCCAAUAUAUCCGAGCUAAUCAGUCAAUACAAGUCACACGGGUUUAUGGAUGUGCUACAUGACAAGUGGUAUAAGGUGGUUCCCUGUGGCAAGAGAAGUUUUGCUGUCACUGAGACUUUGCAGAUGGGCAUCAAACACUUCUCUGGACUCUUCAUGCUGCUGUGCAUUGGAUUUGGUCUGUCCAUCUUGACCACCAUUGGUGAGCACAUAGUAUACAGGCUGCUGCUGCCACGCAUCAAGAACAAAUCUAGGCUGCAAUACUGGCUCCACACCAGUCAGAGAUUACACAGAGCACUAAACACAUCAUUUGUAGAAGAAAAACAACAGCGUUUCAAGACUAAACGUGUGGAAAAGAGGUCCAGUGUGGGGCCCCGUCACCUCAGUGUGUGGAAUACUUCCAACCUGAGUCAUGACAAUCGACGAAAGUACAUCUUUAAUGAGGAGGGAGGACCACACCAGCUGGGCAUCCGGACCCACCAGGACAUUCCUCUCCCGCCAAGGAGACGAGAGCUCCCUGCCUCGCUGAGCACCAACGGGAAAGCAGACUCCCACAGCGGGGCUCGGAACUCAGUGAUGCAAGAGCUGUCGGAGCUGGAGAGGCAGAUUCAGGUGAUCCGCCAGGAGCUGCAGCUGGCCGUGAGCCGGAAAACGGAGCUGGAAGAGUAUCAGAGGACAACUCGAACUUGUGAGCCCUGAGUGGCCAUGCUGCUCCGCUCUCUCACUUCCUGGCCUUCCUCUGAGCCCUUGAGACACUUUGUAAUGCUCUUUUGUAACUACUGACCAAGGCGGGGGGAAGCUGAGGUUUGGGUCUUCUUAAGAGGUCAAGUGUGCUCUCCCUCACCUGCAAAGCAGCGGCCAGUCUUCUCAAGCUCAUUCCUAGGUCUCCUGGGUAGGUGUGUUUUUCAGAGCAGAAAUCUUAGUCAGGAUUAAACGCCAUGUGAGGGAUCUGUGAAAAACCAGACAACCCCAGCUCCUGUUAACCUUUUCACCAGGUGCCACAUUACUAAUUCUGGUUUUUAGCCCAUUCUGUGCACUAUCAACUAUAAGAGAUAAAAGUGUUAACCGUAUCUGUGUCUUCUUGGGUUGUUGGUUUUAAUCUUAGUAUAUGAAAGUGAAAGCCGUUCAGUCGUAUCCGACUCUUUGCAACCCCAUGGACUAUACAGUCCAUGGAAUUCUCUAGGCCAGAAUACUGGAGUGGGUAGCCUUUCCCUUUCCAAAUCUUAAUAUAGAGCAGGGUUAUUCAGGGCUGUGACUUUUGCUACAGCUCCCCAGUCUAGAUGUGUCCCCACAGUCUGAAUGGGGAGCCAGGGAAGAGCUAGAGACACUUGGGAUGGGGAGGUGGGCACUUAGAAAAGUCGGCUGAACUCAUUCAUAUUACAGCAGGCUGAUGACUGACUGGAUCAGGCAAGAGCCCUGGUUUUAAAAGGGUCCUGGAUCUCUGACACCAUCCUAACAUUGGGUAGGAACAUGUUUACAUGUUCCACUAUGAAAGGGGACAGAGAUGCAGUGAGCAGGAAGAGGAUGAGCAGAUGAGGCAUUAAAAUGUACACCAUGCUUUUUGAACAAAAUUAAAGUUUGCUAAGGAAUGAAUAGGGCUCUACUUCUAGCUAAGCAUCUACACUAUAGUGUGUGCCUUUUAUAAAGCAAAAGAGAGACAGAAACAAGGCAAGGCUGUGACCUUAGGAUGAGACUGGGAUAUUCCUGCUAACUGCCUGCAUAGGACAUGUGAGCUGGUACUGUGGGUUAAUGGAGAUGUUCUGCAAGCCAUGUACUGGGCUGUUCUCAGAUCAGCAGUCACCUAUGUCUUAGCUGUAGGACUCCCAGAGAUGAACCUCAAGACUGUGUACAUCACAAGCUUAAGCUUUCAGGAAUGUGCCUUGUGCUUUUCAUAUCUCUAUGGAUCCCUACCAAGUCAGUCUUGCAGCCUCGUACCCCCUCAUCUGUAAGAAACUGUGAACAGGCAUUGGUCCCUCUGAUUCUCCCGCAAACCCUAUGUAAUGGUUGAUAUGAGUAAGCGGUUUCCCCUGUGCCUACGCAUCCCUUUCCCAGUGUAUAAAGGCUUGGACAUGCGGAAUGGGAAAGGAGUAUGGACACUAUAGAACAAUUCUCAAUCCCCUAGGGUUUGAUCACCCAAUCUCAUUAGGGUGCUGACUGCCAGGGCUCAUUCCCAAAGGAUGAGGUGGGAAAGGAGGUGGGUGUGGGCUCAGAAACCUCCUGUUACUGACACCGCCACGUGACUGACAUGUGGUCUAAAAAUGACUCUUCGAAAAACACUGUUCUAGAAGUUUGGCUGUUCCAAGGUAUGAGGAGAAUUGAGAAGAAACUUUUAUGAGCUUUUCUCAGAAGUCUUCAGCACACACCUGCUGAUUCACUGUCCACACAACCAUUCUCACCCCAGGGCACCAUGUCAGACUAGACUUCCUUGUCUAUCAGUUCCUUGCUUUAUUUUCUCAGCUGCUUAUCGUCUUUGCUCCAUCCCAAUCAAUUUGAAACCUACAAUGACUGAGCACUGUGCCAAGCACUAUGUUCUGUAAGUUGCAGAUCACUGCAAAAGCUCCUUAAAUGCAAAAUUUCUUCCCCUACUUUUGGAUGCAAUCCCUGAAUUCCCACCAAGAGCUGCCCAGUGCCCCAGGGAAAGAUAACACUUCAAGCUGCAAGUAAGAUAACACUUGAGCAAUUAGUUAGUUGUCUGAGAAACCCCUGGGGUGUAUAUAGGCUUAGAGAUUUUGAUGAGGUAGGGUUCUUCUAAUGUUAGACUUUAUCAACGUCACAGAUGAAACCAUUCAACAAUGAGGGGACAGUGAGCCCUGGAAACAGAAAGGACAACUCUGUUUUGAAAUGCCCACCCUCCCACGUUCUCACCCCAGACCCAGAAGCAGGUUUGCAGCUGCCUUUGGAAGACUAUGCCCCUUAGCGAUCCAAUCCCACCUGCAACAGCUAAGGAUGCUCUCGAGACUCUGCCACCACGCUCUGCACUGCUAACCUCUGCACAGCCUGGAAGGCUGACGUACAGGUGUACCUCAACUCAUGUAACAGCCAUGCUCCUAAUGUUGUACGUGGACACUUUUAUAACUCAGCUCAAAUUCUGACUACUUAAGAAGCUGGCUACUUAAAGGAACCCAGAGGUGAAUUCUUUUGUAAAGAAUCCUUUUGUAAUGCAAUUAAUUAUCCCUUAAUGUAUCUGUUUUGUAAGUUUGGAUUUUUGUAUAUCAGGUUUACCUUAAGCUUCUCUCCUGAGGCAUUCUGAGCAGUGGUGAUAACAUGCCAGACCACCCUGCCCAUCCACAAAGUAGAUGACCAGGGCAUGGCUCCUCAAAUAUCUCCUGGUGAACUAUGUGGCCGAAACUGCAGCCAGGAUGCAGCCAGAAGCUGCAGGGGCUGAAAGCAGGCUUAUUGUUGUCAGCAUUGCUUGAAUUGCCUCCAUGUUCUGGACAAAGAAAAACAAAGAAUAGUUGCUUGCGGUGAAAUGAAGCAGUCUUCAUGUUAAGUAGCAAUGAUUAUUUUUAUCAGUAGUAAUUGACCAGUGUUUUGCAAUUUGUGAAAGUGUGUUGUAUUUUGUAAAAAGAUUUCAUGAAAUGGUGGGUCCUCUGAAAACCUUCCUUGUUCUGCUCCACCCCUCUUCUCUCAGCUCCCCUCAGGCUCAAGAAACACAAAGAUCAGAAGUUUUCAGGUGGAGGGUAGUUUUCUGGUGAAGAGGAAAGAGGCAGGGGAUUCUAACUUGCCUCCUACUGUGGAUCCUGUUUCAUGAGGUCAGAUCUAUUUUUUCCAAGGUCUGAUGUUGGGAAACCAGGAACACAACAGGCCCACUGUCACACACCCGAUCCUGUUUACAAGGGGGAAUUCCUGGUCCAGGAAGCAUAUAAUGAAUAGGACUGAGUGAGUUGGGACAGACGGGGCUACUGGUUCAUGUAAAUAAUGAAAACAAGGGCUCUAGAGUUUGGAUGCCCAAGGUGAAGGAGCAGGGGGAUGCCUCCAACAAUUGAAGACAUGUUGGAAUAAAUGUCUGGGCCAGACAAGUGAGGCAGCCACAGGGACCCAACCGGGUGAAGUCUUUAACAUGCCUGGGGGCGACUCUCCAUUAUCCACAGAUCUUGUUGCACAAACCUUAUUUGGGAGUCGUUGCUUCCGUGCCCACCAGAUUAGUGGUAAGUGGAGCAGCUGCCAAGCAGGACAGAGCUAUGCCAUCUGGGCAACAGACUUCUCAGUGCUGAUGCUGGGUCUGGUAGAGCCUUGGGGCUAGUGAGCCCUUCCUUGGUGUGGAUAAAAACUGAAGGAAAAAAAACGACAGAGCCUCUCUUCCUCCCCACUCAUAUUUUUGAUAGGCAAAUCAGAAAAUUCAUCCAGUCCUCAGAAGGGACUGAUAUCUAGUCAUCAAAACCACUUCACUCUGCCACAUUUAGUUGUUCUUCACUCACCCAUGUCCAUCUAAUCCAGGAUGCCCCUAUUCUUUUAGUUCCUGUUUUCUGAAAAUAACGUACCUAUAAGUAUUUUCUUAAGGUUUGUAAAGAGUGUUUGCAUUGUGUCUUUCAUUUUAAUGUGUUUGCAAUCGCUCCGCUCCAGGAAGGACUGAACUGCUGUCUUGUGAGCAUGAAGUGAACAGGCUGUUUUGCUCCAGCCACUUUUCUUGUACAAUUACGUGGAUGGACUAGAUGUCCUCAGGUCUUUUCCAUCUUCAGUUUCUAUGACUGUGGAAUAAAUGUUCAGAUAGAAACAUCA